AUGGAAGUGCUGCUGCUCUGCUUUCUCCCGUGGAUAUUGCCGGGCGUCUCGGUGCGAGCCGACUCCAUCAUCCACAUCGGUGCCAUCUUCGAGGGCAGCGCGGCGCGGGACGACGAGGUCUUCAAGCAGGCGGUGGCGGACCUGAGCCUCAACGAUGACAUCCUGCAGAGCGAGAAGAUCACCUACACCGUCAAGCUCAUAGAGGCCAACAACCCCUUCCACGCCGUGCAGGAAGCCUGUGACUUGAUGACCUUGGGAAUAUUAGCCUUAGUGACCUCCACUGGAUGUGCCUCCGCCAACGCCCUGCAGUCCUUGACAGAUGCCAUGCACAUCCCUCACCUCUUUGUGCAACGCAACACGGGAGGCUCCCCGCGGACGGCUUGCCACUUGAACCCCAGCCUCGAGGAGGAGGAAUACACGCUGGCGGCCAGGCCACCCGUUCGCCUCAAUGACGUGAUGCUGAAGCUGGUCACGGAGCUGCGGUGGCAAAAAUUUAUAGUGUUCUACGACAGCGAUUACGAUAUCCGUGGUUUGCAAGGAUUCUUGGACCAGGCUUCAAAGCUGGGACUUGACGUAUCUUUACAAAAAGUGGACAGAAAUAUCAGCAGGGUUUUUGCCAGCCUUUUUACAACGAUGAAAACAGAAGAGUUGAAUCGCUAUCGAGAUACGUUGAGGAGAGCGAUCUUACUUCUGAGUCCGAAGGGAGCACAAACGUUCAUAAAUGAGGCUGUCGAAACCAAUCUGGCAUCAAAGGACAGUCACUGGGUCUAUGUGAAUGAGGAAAUCAGUGACAAUGAGAUUUUAGAAUUGGUGCACAGUGCUCUUGGAAGGAUGACCGUCAUACGGCAGAUUUUCCCUAUGUCAAGAGAAAACAAUCAAAGGUGUAUGAGGAACAACCACCGGGUAUCUUCACUCCUCUGUGAUCCACAAGAAGGUUAUCUUCAAAUGCUACAGGUGUCCAACCUCUAUCUCUAUGACAGUGUGCUCAUGUUGGCCAACGCCUUCCAUAGAAAGCUGGAGGACAGGAAAUGGCACAGCAUGGCCAGCUUGAACUGUAUGAGGAAGUCCACCAAGCCUUGGAAUGGAGGCCGAUCCAUGCUGGAGACUAUUAAGAAGGGCCAUAUUACUGGACUCACAGGUGUUAUGGAGUUCAGAGAAGAUGGUGCCAACCCCUACGUCCAGUUUGAAAUACUUGGAACCAGCUACAGCGAAACAUUUGGCAAGGAUGUGCGGAGGUUGGCCACAUGGGAUUCUGAGAAGGGACUGAACGGCAGCCUGCAGGAACGACGUCUGGGCAGUGACUUACAAGGAUUAACACUGAAAGUGGUGACUGUCUUGGAAGAACCUUUCGUUAUGGUGGCUGAAAACAUUCUCGGGCAGCCCAAGCGUUAUAAAGGCUUUUCCAUCGAUGUCUUGGAUGCGCUUUCAAAGAAUCUGGGCUUCAAGUAUGAGAUCUAUCAAUCUCCGGACGGCAAGUACGGACAACAGCUCCAUAACAGCUCCUGGAAUGGCAUGAUUGGAGAACUUAUUAACAAGAGAGCUGAUUUGGCAAUCUCUGCCAUUACCAUAACACCAGAACGAGAGAGUGUUGUAGACUUCAGCAAGCGCUAUAUGGAUUAUUCCGUAGGGAUCCUAAUCAAGAAACCGGAAGAGAAGGUCAACAUCUUUUCUCUCUUCGCCCCCUUUGAUUUUGCGGUGUGGGCGUGUAUAGCUGCGGCCAUCCCUGUCGUUGGAGUCUUGAUCUUUGUGCUGAACCGAAUCCAGGCAGUGAGAGCUCAGCAUUCUUCUCAGCCUGUGGCCUCCACUUCCUCGACACUUCACAGUGCCAUUUGGAUAGUAUAUGGGGCCUUCGUUCAGCAAGGGGGUGAAUCUACAGUCAAUUCCAUGGCAAUGCGCAUUGUGAUGGGAAGUUGGUGGCUCUUCACCUUGAUUGUGUGUUCAUCCUACACAGCUAACCUGGCCGCGUUCCUCACAGUAAACAGGAUGGACAAUCCAAUAAGAACAUUUCAGGAUCUUUCCAAACAAAUGGACAUGUCUUACGGUACUGUCAAGGAUUCUGCCGUGUACGAGUACUUCAAAGCCAAAGGGACAAAUCCUUUAGAGCAAGACGGCACCUUUGCAGAACUGUGGAAGACGAUCAGUAAGAAUAAUGGAGCUGAUAACUGUGUCACAAACCCUUCGGAAGGCAUCCGGAAGGCCAAGAAAGGCAGCUAUGCAUUCUUGUGGGAUGUCGCAGUCGUGGAAUAUGCAGCGCUGACUGACGACGACUGUUCUGUGAUGGUCAUUGGAAACAGCAUCAGCAGCAAAGGAUAUGGGAUAGCGCUCCAGCACGGGAGUCCCUAUAGGGAUCUCUUCUCCCAAAGGAUUUUAGAACUACAAGAAGCUGGCUACUUGGAUGUGUUCAAAGAGAAAUGGUGGCCGCGGAUGGGACGCUGUGAUCUGAACAGCCACGCCAGUGCACAGACUGAUGGCAAAGCCCUGCGGCUUCACAGCUUCGCUGGGGUCUUCUGCAUUUUGGCCGUUGGCUUGCUUCUGGCCUGUUUGGUGGCAGCCCUGGAGUUGUGGUGGAGUAGCAACCGUUGUCAUCAAGAGACACCAAAAGAGGAUAAAGAAGUUAACCUGGAGCAGGUCCACAGGCGCAUGAACAGUUUAAUUGAUGAAGACUUAGCUCACAAGCAGCUUUCCCCAGCAUCCAUUGAGAUCUCAGCCUUGGAGAUUGGUGGCAUGCAGCCCAGCCAGACCCUAGAGCCUGUGCGUGAAUAUCAGAACACGCAACUUUCUGUCACCACCUUUUUACCAGAACAAACAACUCAUGGGGCCAGCAGGACACUCACAGGUGCCUCUGGCAGCAACCUGCCAUUGCCCCUGAGCAGUUCAGCCACCAUGCCCUCGAUGCAGUGCAAACACAGAUCGCCGAACGGAGGACUGUUUCGUCAGAGCCCCGUGAAAACACCCAUCCCAAUGUCAUUUCAGUCCGUGCCGGGGGGCAUCAUCCCAGAAGCCAUGGACACAUCCCAUGGGACAUCCAUAUAA
This is a messenger RNA of Eublepharis macularius, 3033 nucleotides long. RefSeq names its product glutamate ionotropic receptor delta type subunit 1 (gene GRID1). The record is from RefSeq and is a predicted model, not a curated record. Gene Ontology annotation, molecular function: transmitter-gated monoatomic ion channel activity involved in regulation of postsynaptic membrane potential; glutamate-gated receptor activity. Gene Ontology annotation, cellular component: postsynaptic membrane; plasma membrane. The transcript is spliced from 16 exons. NCBI's taxonomy places the organism in Eukaryota, Metazoa, Chordata, Lepidosauria, Squamata, Eublepharidae. Gene Ontology annotation, biological process: monoatomic ion transport; modulation of chemical synaptic transmission; synaptic transmission, glutamatergic. The coding region runs from base 1 to 3033 and encodes 1010 amino acids.